This is a messenger RNA of Tetrahymena thermophila SB210, 207 nucleotides long. RefSeq lists its product as hypothetical. The transcript is spliced from 3 exons. NCBI's taxonomy places the organism in Eukaryota, Ciliophora, Oligohymenophorea, Hymenostomatida, Tetrahymenidae. The record is from RefSeq and is a predicted model, not a curated record.
AUGACAAUAUUUCGCAUAUUAGUAGGCAAACAAGAGGAGAAAGGAAAAAUGAAAAGUAAUUCUAAAUUUGCUAGAUAAAUAAAAACAUAAAAUGAAAACGGAUUAAGCAUGGUAUAUGGCGAUGCAUAUUUAGUUUACUAUCAGAUGCGUUAAACAAAUCAAUUUGAGUUUAAUGAACUAUAAUUUUAACCAAGCAAUUAUUAUUGA